AAGGCGCGUAAAUAAAGUUAUAAAUAAUGUCUAUAUUAGUAUUGUUAUGAGUAUAUUUUUGUUAUUUAUUUUAUAGCAAUUUUUAUACUUUACACUUUUUUCAUUUUGAUAUCGGAAACAAUUUCUGCAAGUAUUCUCUUGAGUUAAAGAUUAUGAUUAAAUCGAAAGUUAAAGGAAUCUCGCCUGGUGAGAAAUCAGCAAAGAUGAUCAGUGAUAAAGAUGGAAAGAAAUUGAAAAGCAAGUCUGAAAUCAUAAAUGGAAAUUUAGAGCAAGAUGGAGUGAAUUGUAAUUCUGGGAAGUCUGCACCACAGCCAACAAUAGCAGAUUUUUUGAAUAAAAUGAGUAAAAAGCGAAAGCUUCAAAAUGGCAGUGAUGUUGAAACUUCAAAGAAGACAAAAAGUGAAGACAAGAAGUCUAUUUCCAAUGGUACAUCAAAAUCUGCAGCCAUUUCAAAGAGAUGCACUGAGUGCCGGGAAUUUUUAGAUAGUCCGGAUCUGAAAUUAUUUAAUGAUAGUCAUGUUGAUGCUGUUGAAGAAUUUGUUAUGCUGACUGACCCAAGACUGUCUGUCCAUACAGAUGGUGAUUAUGAUUCUGCAGAUGUCACUGAAAGACCUCAGCAUAAAAUCACACAGUUCUCUGUUUAUGAUCGUUUUACUCAUCUUUGUGGAUUUGAUCAGGGUCUCAUUGAGAAAAAUGUUGAAAUAUAUUUCAGUGGCUAUGUGAAGCCUAUUUAUGAGGAGGAUCCAGGCCCUAAUGGUGGCAUUCCAGCACGUAAUUUGGGUCCCAUAGUGGAAUGGUGGGUAUCUGGAUAUGAUGGUGGAGAAAGGGCUUUGAUUGGGUUUGGAACAGCUUUUGCUGAGUACAUCCUCAUGAGCCCCAGUGAAGAAUAUGCUCCUUUUAUGAAUGCAGUCCAAGAAAAAAUCUAUGUCAGUAAAGCUGUGAUUGAAUUACUAUGUGAAAAUGAGCAAGCAACUUAUGAAGAUUUAAUGAAUGCAUUAGAGACCACAGUUCCCCCUCAAGGAAUUCCCACUUUCAGUGAAGACACUCUUCUGCGCCAUGCUCAGUUUAUUGUUGAUCAGGUCCAGAGCUUUGAUUCUGCUGCUGAUGAAAAUGAUACCAUUCUGAUCACCUCUCCCUGCAUGCGAGCUCUCAUAUCACUCUCAGGAGUCACACUGGGAGGAAAAAGAUCUUCUAAGAUUAUGAGGUCUAGAUUGACCAAGGUAAAGAAGACUGUACAUUCUCUUGCUACCACUACUCCUCUUGUGAGAAGCAUCUUCGAGAAUAUGUUUUUUGGUCAACUGGAAAAAGACUCAAAGCAAACUGCUCCUCGAAGAAAACGAUGUGGUGUAUGUGAGACUUGCCAACUACCUGACUGUGGCCAGUGUGUGUUCUGCAAAGACAUGAUCAAAUUUGGUGGAACUGGCAGAUCAAAGCAAGCUUGUGCUAAAAGAAAAUGUCCAAAUAUGGCUGUACAAGAGGCAGAAGAUGAUGACAUAAUGAAUGAUGUCUAUGAUGACGAAGAUUCAUCACUUAGUCAGCAGAAUGGAAAUAUUCCUUCUAAAAGGCAGGCUUCAAGAAAACAGCAAGUUCAAGUUGAAUGGAUUGGAGAAGCUUGUCGUGUUGAAAAAUCAAAAAAAUAUUUUGAAGCUGCAUACAUUAAUGAUGGAAAGGUUCUUUGUGGAGAUUUUAUCAUGGUUGAACCAUCGGAUCCAAGCACUCCAAUGUAUAUAGCACGGAUUCAAUCAAUGUUUGAAACUUUAUCUGGAAAAAAAAUGUUCCAUGGCUUAUGGUUUGAGCGAGGAUCAAGUACCAUUCUUGGUGAAACUUCUGACCCCCAUGAACUCUUUGGAACUUUUGAAUGUGAAGAUAAUGAAAUGCAUUCUGUUAAAUGCAAGUGCACUGUAAUUUACAAAGAACCUCCUGAGAACUGGUUUCAGUUAGGGGGGACUGAGGAAUCUCUUCAGGAUUUGCCUCUGUUAGAAGAUGAAAAAUGCUUUUACUAUCAAAAAUGGUAUGAUAUGGAAACAUGUCGUUUUGAGGAUCCACCUCCAUCUCACAGUAGCUACCCUGUGCUAGACAAUCCAUCGGAGGAGAAAGGGAAGCUCUUUAAUUGUUUGGGUUGCAAAAAAGAAGCAGAUGACGAAAAGAUAAAAUGUGUGGAGUUAGAAUUUGCUGAAGAAGAAAAUGAUACAAAAUAUUACAGUUCAGCUAACUGGCUGGGCAACUGUAUAAGUCCUGGAGACUGUGUGUACUUGGAUCCUGAUGUUUUCACUCCUAGAAUGGAAUCGGAAAAGAAGAAGCAAAGUUUCAAGGAAAAAAAGGUGGAUGAAACAAUGUAUCCUGAGAUUUAUCGCAGGAAAAAUGAUUACAUUAAAGGGUCCAACCUUGAUGUUCCUGAACCAUUUAGAAUUGGUUACAUCUUAAAGAUAUUUCAAAAAAAAUCUUCUCUACCAAAAAUUUUGGUUAAGAUGUUCUACCGGCCACAUGAUACUCACAAGUGGGAUCAUCCAUCCAGUUACGAAUUAGAUUUAAAUUUGCUUUACUACAGCGAUGAUGAGAUCACUGUGGAUUUCAGUAACAUCAAGGGGAAAUGUUAUGUAAUUUUUGGAGAAAAUUUAACAGAAUCUGUUGAAGAAUAUGCUAAUAAAGGUCCCCAUCGUUUUUAUUUCUAUGAAAGUUACAACAGAACCUCUAAAUCUUUUGAAGAGCCUCCAACUAUGGCACAGAGAAUUGGCAGAGUUGGAAAAGGUAAUAAAGGUAAUAUAAAAGGAAAAAAGAAGACUGUGGGCAAAACUUCCAAAGGACCAACAGAAGAAUUCCAUCCAAUAAUUUGUAAAAAACUGAAAACACUAGAUGUUUUUGCUGGAUGUGGAGGACUUUCCCAAGGUUUCCAUGCUGCUGGAAUCAGUGAGACACUUUGGGCCAUUGAGAAAGAAGAAGCUGCUGCGCAGGCUUUCCGUUUGAAUUUCCCUCAUUGUACAGUCUUUACAGAGGAUUGCAAUCAUUUACUGAGGCUGGUGAUGGAUGGUCAGGAGAUUCUAUACAAAGGCCAAAGACUACCGCAAAAAGGCGAAGUUGAAUGCAUUACUGGUGGGCCCCCCUGCCAAGGCUUCAGCGGCAUGAAUCGUUUCAACUCCCGAGAAUAUUCCUGUUUUAAGAAUUCUCUCAUUGUCUCUUACCUGAGUUAUUGUGACUUCUUCCGACCCAGAUUUUUCUUACUAGAAAAUGUUCGAAAUUUUGUAUCUUUUAAAAGAAGCAUGAUUCUGAAAUUGACUCUACGGUGCCUUAUACGAAUGGGCUAUCAAUGCACAUUUGCUGUGAUGCAGGCUGGAAGUUAUGGUGUCCCACAGACCCGUAGGAGGGCCAUUAUUCUGGCAGCAGCUCCUGGUGAAAUGUUGCCUGUUUAUCCUGAACCAACCCAUGUAUUUUCACCUCGUGCCUGUCAGUUGACUGUAGCAGUUGAUGAGAAAAAAUUUCAGUCAAACAUCAAAUGGACAACAUCUGCACCCUAUCGCACUAUAACAGUCAGAGAUGCAUUGUCAGAUUUGCCUCAAAUAAAGAAUGGAGCAAAGGCUGAGGAAAUCUCCUAUUCAGGAGAAGCACUGAGUCACUUUCAAAAAAAGCUUCGAGGAGUGAUGUAUGAUCCUGUGCUGAGGGAUCACAUUUGCAAAGAGAUGAGCCCACUUGUAGAAGCACGCAUGCAACACAUCCCCACACAGCCUGGGGCAGACUGGAGAGAUUUGCCUAAUAUAGUUGUCAGGCUGAAUGAUGGAACUUAUACUAAAUUAUUAAAAUACACUCAUCAUGACUUGAAGAACGGGAAGGCAAGCAAUGGUGCUUUACGAGGUGUUUGUGCAUGUGCCAGUGGAAAACCCUGUGAUCCGGCAGAUCGUCAAUUUAACACCCUCAUUCCUUGGUGUCUUCCUCACACUGGAAACAGACACAACAAUUGGAGUGGGCUGUACGGCCGGCUCGAGUGGGACGGCUUCUUCUCAACAACUAUCACAAACCCAGAGCCCAUGGGGAAACAGGGUCGUGUACUUCAUCCUGAGCAGCAUCGAUUGGUGAGUGUUCGAGAGUGUGCUCGAUCGCAAGGUUUCCCUGAUUCAUACAGAUUUUUUGGAACAAUUCUAGACAGACAUCGACAGGUGGGCAAUGCUGUUCCUCCUCCUUUAGCUGAAGCUAUUGGUUUAGAAAUAAAAAAGUGCCUAGCAUACAAGGAACAAAAGACUGAAAAAGGCAUUUUCCAACUUUUUGCUUAAAUCAAAUAUUAUAUUGUAUGUUCUAUGCAAAAAGACUUUUAGAUAUUUUGUAUAUUUUGUCUAAUGAUUUACAAAUAAUUUUAAUAUCAUUUUACUG
This is a messenger RNA of Argiope bruennichi, 4359 nucleotides long. RefSeq names its product DNA (cytosine-5)-methyltransferase PliMCI-like. The transcript has 33 exons. Bases 153 to 4262 code for a protein of 1369 amino acids. Gene Ontology annotation, molecular function: DNA (cytosine-5-)-methyltransferase activity; DNA binding; zinc ion binding. NCBI's taxonomy places the organism in Eukaryota, Metazoa, Arthropoda, Arachnida, Araneae, Araneidae. Gene Ontology annotation, cellular component: nucleus. The record is from RefSeq and is a predicted model, not a curated record.